AUGGAUUCUGAAGCCAGCAGAACAAUAGAGAUGGCAGCACUCGGCCGGCCGUUCGGCCUCGGGAUGCUGUAUGACUGCCGCAGAGACUCACUCAUCCCUGGCAUGACACUAUGGGACCACAAUGAUCUGGAAAAAAGUAUUAGAGAAAGACCAAAACAUAACAGUGAGUUUGAGAUAGUUGCAUUUGAUUCAAUUGAGAAAAAAUCUUCAGUGCUAAAGGUUGAAGCAUCUCUAAAAACAAGUUUCUUGGUUGGACUGGUAGAGGUUGAAGGAUCGGCUAAUUACCUGAAUGAUCAUAAAACAUCCAAAAAUCAGGCCAGACUAACACUGAAUUACAAAACAACCACAAAGUUCCAAGAAUUGUCAAUGAGCCAUCUUGGAAGAGGUAAUGUGAAACAUCCAGAUGUCUUUGAUAAAGGAAUAGCAACACAUGUAGUCACAGGAAUCCUUCAUGGAGCACAAGCCUUCUUUGUCUUUGACCGUGAGGUUUCUGAUAAAGAAAGUCAUCAAGACAUUCAGGGCAACAUGAACGUGAUGAUCCAAAAAAUCCCUCUCAUCACAAUAGAGGGGGAAGGUUCCUUGAAAAUGGAAGAUGAGGACAUUGAAAAGGUUGAGAAAUUCUCCUGUAAAUUCCAUGGAGACUUUUUACUCAAAAAACCACCGACAACCUUUCAGGAUGCUGUACAAGUCUACCAAAGCCUGCCACAACUGCUGGGAACCAAUGGAGAAAAUGCUGUACCAAUGAAGGUCUGGCUGCUGCCACUUGUGAUUUUAGAUUCUAAAGCUGCUAAACUCGUCCGUCAGAUAAGUAUAAGAUUAGUGCAGGAAUCCCAGAGUGUCCUGGAGGACUUCACUGAGCUGGAAAUGAGAUGCAAUGAUGCAAUAAGAACCACCACUGCACAGCAGUUCCCACAGAUUGGUAAAAAACUUAAAACUUUUAGAGAAUUUUUCUCUGAGUUCAAACUAGACUUCCAACGAACCUUGGCAAAGAAACUUCCAUCAAUCAGGGGAGGAGGGGAAGAGGAGGCUGUGCUGGCAGAGAUCCUGAAGAAGAGACAAUCUUCUCCUUUUAACAACACAAGCCUGAACGAGUGGAUGGACUGUAAAGAGAAGGAAAUCUGCACCUUAAAAUCUUACACCAAAACGAUGAAAAACACCCAGAUCGUCCAGUCUAAAAAUGAUCUUAAUGAGGAAACCCUGAAUGCAGAACAUGCUGUGUGUUUUGUUUUCACCUCACUGGGAAGUGCUGAACCGUACCUCUCAGCUUUAUCAAACUACUUAAAACAAAAAUUAAAACCAGACGACCCUCAAGAUCCACGUUGUCAUGACAUAGAGAAGGAACAAUGGUACACCUCAAAAGAAGUAUCAGAAGCAAUGAGGAACAAAGCAAAGCUGUUCAGUGAUUUUGCAGAGGCCAACAAAGAGAAUACGAACAUAAAGUUCCUGACAGUGGGUUUAACAAUUGAGACACAGAAAGGUUCAAGCAUCUGUCUUCAUAAAGACGGCUUAACUGUCAGUGAGAACUUUGAGCCGCCUUCAAAGCCUGAAACAGUGACAGCAGAUUUGGAGCAGAGAACAUCACCUCCUACUGUGUAG
Molecule: messenger RNA, 1596 nt
Organism: Scomber scombrus (Atlantic mackerel)
Lineage: Eukaryota; Metazoa; Chordata; Actinopteri; Scombriformes; Scombridae
Product: cytolytic toxin-alpha-like
Exons: 3
Coding region: 1-1596 (531 amino acids)
Source: RefSeq, a predicted model, not a curated record